AUGAAUUAUUCCAGUCCUGUGUUGCUCACUUGCAGGCUUGUAGCCUUAGGCGGUGCUUCCACUUCGAUUUUGUCUGCAGCACAUAUCGAUCUCCUUAUGCAUUGUCCUGAAAGCUUGCAGGAACACAAGGUAUCACACCGAGAAGUAGCCGAUCGACUAUCUCGCCUCGCGCGAGUGCGAGAAAACCAGCGGAAAAGCCGCGCCAGGAAGCAGCAAUACAUCCAGGAGCUGGAGCAGAAAGUGGCGGCGUGCAAGGCCCAGGCGCGGCAGAAGGACAUCGAGCAGAGGCUAUCGCUGCAGAAGCUGGAACGGGAGAAUGCGAAAUUGCGCAGCCUGCUGAUCAGGAUGGGUGUCGAUGCGGGGUAUAUCGACGAGUAUCUACGUGGCGAUUGUGAUGAUCAUGAUGAGGAGGCUCGUGCCGUAUCGGAGAAGAUUGCGAUUCCGGCCCUCAGAAGAAGGGUUGAGCUGUCGCAAGCCGUUUCCAGACCAAGCAGGUCUUCUUGUGACACUAUUACUGGCUCUAAAGAUGCGGGAUAUGCAUCGAGGUCAAAUAACACCGAGCAGACUGCGAACACAACAGACCUGAAACAGCCUGAUCCAUCAUCAAAUCCAACGGCAGAAACGGGUCGCAUUCCGGAUGCACCGCGCGAAACAGCCGCCGAUACAAAGACGUUGUCUAGAGCGGCCACCAUCUGCGACUGCGACGAUUCCUGGCCGGCAGACGAGAGUGCUCUCAACACGACUCUGUGCGCCAUCGCCGAGGAGCUGAUUCACCGGUACAACACGCGCGGCGUGGACAUGGCCGUCAUCAAGGAGAAGCUCUGCGCGGGCUUCCGAAGGGCGGGAAUUUGUCGUGAUCAGCCAUCUCAAGACACGAGUCGUCAAGCACCUGGUAUUACAUUGCCCGCUUUUUUAUAUCCUCACAGGUUCGAUGAUCGACGGCGGUGCAAGCAACCAGAAGCUAUGACUAGUCGAUUGUCACCGGACUGGACUUGA
This is a messenger RNA of Rasamsonia emersonii CBS 393.64, 996 nucleotides long. RefSeq lists its product as uncharacterized. The record is from RefSeq and is a predicted model, not a curated record. The transcript has 5 exons. Lineage: Eukaryota; Fungi; Ascomycota; Eurotiomycetes; Eurotiales; Trichocomaceae. The coding region runs from base 1 to 996 and encodes 331 amino acids.